Molecule: messenger RNA, 7135 nt
Organism: Salvelinus fontinalis (brook trout)
Lineage: Eukaryota; Metazoa; Chordata; Actinopteri; Salmoniformes; Salmonidae
Product: copine-9-like
Exons: 20
Coding region: 237-2003 (588 amino acids)
Biological process (GO): cellular response to calcium ion
Cellular component (GO): plasma membrane
Molecular function (GO): calcium-dependent phospholipid binding
Source: RefSeq, a predicted model, not a curated record
CAUACCGUGCUUCUAACACCACCUGUCGAAAGCACUGGAAGAAUAUAAAUUGAAGGGAAUCCAUCCAUACCGAGAGGCACGCGCUUCAGUCUUCCUCUAAGCUACAUCGUGGCGUAAAGGAUAAAUUGCUUUUCUCUCCAAUGCAAUGUAUUUUAAUCUACGACGCGUUUCUUUCCAAAACUCAAUGAAGACAGAUAUGUCUCUACCGCUAACUUGUGGUCUGAUUUAAGUUUUUAAUGGUCGAUAGUAUUCUUGACAUAUUUCACCAGAAUAGCUUGACACGUGCAAAUUUAAAGAGAAACUUCAGAGUCGCGAUGAUGGCAUCAAUAGGGGAUUUCGAUCCGCUGAACAACAUCGUUCCUGCUACUAAAAUAGAAGUUACCGUGUCAUGCAGGGAUCUUCUGCACGUGGACACAUUCUCCAAGUCUGAUCCUGUGGUUGUGCUGUAUGUGCAGGGUAUCGGCACCAAAGAGUGGAGGGAGUUUGGCAGAACAGAGGUUAUUGACAACACACUGAAUCCAAACUUUGUGCGGAAGUUUUUCCUGGACUUCUUCUUCGAAGAGAAGCAGAACCUCCGCUUUGACGUAUACAAUGUGGACUCCAGAAGUUCAAAUAUUUCCAAAUUUGUAAGCUCUCUCCACCAGGACUUCCUGGGUCAGACCUUCUGCACUCUGGGGGAGAUCAUUGGAUCCACUGGCGGGCGGCUGGAGAACAGCUUAUCCGGGAUUCCUGGGAAGAAGUUAGGGGCCAUUAUCUUCACGGCGGAGGAGCUCAGUAACUGUAGGGACAUUGCGACCAUGCAGCUGUGUGCCAACAAGCUGGACAAGAAAGACUUUUUUGGGAAGUCUGACCCCUUCCUGGUCUUCUACAGAAGUAACGAGGAUGGAACGUUCACUAUCUGUCAUAAGACGGAGGUGGUUAAGAACACACUGAAUCCUGUGUGGCAGCCCUUCACCAUCCCAGUGAGGGCCCUCUGUAAUGGGGACUAUGACAGAACAGUGAAGGUGGAUGUGUAUGACUGGGACAGAGAUGGAAGCCAUGAUUUCAUUGGUGAGUUCACCACAAGUUACAGAGAUUUCUCGCGUGGACAAAACCAGUUUAAUGUCUAUGAGGUUCUAAAUCCAAAAAAGAAGGGCAAGAAAAAGAAAUACAUGAACUCUGGCACAGUAACACUGCUGUCCUUCAAAGUUGAGUCGGAAUAUACGUUUGUGGAUUUCAUCCGAGGCGGGACACAACUCAACUUCACAGUAGCCAUCGACUUCACUGCUUCUAAUGGUGACCCGUCUCAGCCCACCUCCCUCCACUACAUGAACCCGUACCAGAUGAAUGCGUAUGCCAUGGCCCUGAAGGCUGUAGGGGACAUCAUCCAGGACUAUGACAGUGACAAGCUCUUUCCUGCCUACGGCUUCGGAGCCAAGCUACCUCCCGAUGGAAAGAUUUCCCACGCCUUCCCUCUGAGUGGUGACAAUGAAAACCCUAACUGUGUGGGGAUAGAGGGAGUGCUGGAGGCGUACUUCCAGAGCCUCAGGACGGUCCAACUCUAUGGACCCACCAACUUCUCUCCAGUCAUCAACCAGGUGGCACGGUCUGCGCAGGAUGUGACGGAUGGCUCUCAGUAUUUUGUGUUGUUGAUGAUCACAGACGGAGUUAUCUCUGACAUGGUGCAGACCAAGGAAGCUGUAGUCAAUGCAGCUGCUCUCCCCAUGUCCAUCAUCAUCAUCGGGGUCGGACCUGCAGAGUUUGACGCCAUGGAGGAGCUAGAUGGUGAUGAGGUCAGAGUGUCCUUCAGGGGGCACUUUGCUGAAAGAGACAUUGUGCAGUUCGUUCCUUUCCGGGACUACAUGGACCGGUCGGGGAACCAGGUCCUGAGCAUGGCCCGGCUGGCUAAGGACGUGCUGGCUGAGAUCCCUGAGCAGCUGCUGGGGUUCAUGAAGACCAGAGGCAUCGAGCCCCGGCCCGCCCUCACCUCCUCAGACCUGCCCGACCUCCACCGUCACAUCUGACACCCCCACUGUAGUGGGACAGCCCCCCCCCCCCUUUGGGUCUACACAUAUUUGAUGCUCACACACACACACUUGACAUCUCUCUCAUCUCUUUAAACCCUAUGCCAUUGCCAUUUCAUUGCAAGUCGAUGACGCCUCCCCCCUACAACUGUGCAUGCUUAACACAGUUUAUAUCUACACAUAGAAUGAAUGUAUUCAUACAUUGUGCCAUUGAACACGUAGGGGUGGGUAGAUUGAGCACCCAAUGCAAUAGCCACAAGCACCGUCACUUCUGAAGAGAAGGGAGAAAUUUAACUGACUAUGCCAUGAUGUAUCAACACAAUGCUGUACACUUAGAACUUUCACAUGCAUAUGCAGAGGGAGGAGUUACAGUCUGUGAAAGUUAUUGAUGUAGAAAAUAUACAGAACAAAAAUAGAAACGCAACAUGCAACAAUUUCAAAGAUUUUACAGUUACAGUUCAAAUGAGGAAAUCAGUCAAUUGAAAUAAAUUAAUUAGGCCCUAAUCUAUGGAUUUCUAUGGUAACACAGAAUACAGUUGGUCACAGAUACCUUAAAAAAAUGGGCCUCACAAUGAGCCUCAGGAUCUCGUCACGGUAUUUCUGUGUAUUCCAAUUGCCAUUGAUAAAAUGCAAUUGGGUUCAUUGUCCGUAGCUGCCCAUACAAUAACCCCACCGCCAUCACGAGGCCCUCUGUUCAUCAGCAAACCGCUCGCUCGCUUUUUCUUCCGCUUUGACAUUACAGAGUAUUUUGUGUAGAUUUUUGACAAAAAAUUACAAUUAAAUCAAUUUUAACCCCACUUUGUAACACAACAAAAUGUGGAAAAUAAUUUCUGAGGGCACUGUAUAUGCAAAGCAGCUUAGCCAUCAACUGGAGAGAACUGGUAAACAAACUUAAAUCAAUGAUCAUCGCUGAUUGAUUGAUUUGGUAAACAAACUUGACAUAUUGUUUUCAGCCCACACCUCCACACAAAAUCUUCAAUUACUCCCUCUCUCUGAGUGUCAUGUUAUAAUGCAACAAUGGGUGUUUUCUGUUGCCUUUCAUUUGAUUUUCUGAAACUAAAUGACUCAAAGAGUGAUUUAUAAAAACCAAGCACCAAAACACUUGAGUGCAGUUGACUGUCUUUGGGGAGGUGAAUGAAGAGGUUAUCCUGGGCAAACUGUAUUAUGGGUUUGUUUUGUUGAUGAUUGAUCUGAAGCGGGUCUUGUGUCAUGAACUAGGGGUCGGUUCAGCAGGACGCAGCGUUUUGGAACGUUCAGAUAGAAAUAUGUUAUGUAGAACAAGCAUGCCUUUCCGACAUGUAAAACAAGCAAUCAUGUCGGCUCUAUUCAAGGCAUUUCUAUCUGCAACGUUUGGCAACUGAACAUGUGGCCCUGGAGAGUGUUGACACGGCUGGCAUGGGGCCCAGGUCACAUGUUCGUUAGCGCCAGUCAUUCUCACCCCCCUGUCUAUCAGACCAUCCUGCCCAGCAUGGGAUGAUGCUGGGCGCAGAUUACACCCUGCUGGAACAGAAAUGCCAGUCUCAGUGCCCUCCUGCAGUGAGGGAGAGGGAGACCGAGGAGGUAGGGGGAGGUUGAGGAGAGAUAGGGAGGGAGGGGGAGGUUAAGGGCUGUGACAGUAGGGCUCCAGCGGUUUGGUUGAUGUUUUUAUUUUUUGUGUGUUUGUCAGAAAUGAAAGGAGAAAGAGAGAGGAAAGAUUUCCUGGAUUUCUUGCUGUCAUAAUACAUUGGAGAAAUCAGGCUAGCAACCCUGUUGCCACCUGAAGCUCCAGGCUUAGUUCUGAUCAUAGUUCCUAUGGUUCUGAUUCUGACAUCAAAGCAUUACAAUCAAUUAUACACUGUCAAUAAAUCUCCUUUUUGUGACAUCAUUAAAAAGCAUCUCAGAAAAAACUCGCAGGAUACUAGAAUGCCCAUCUCAAAAUGUUCACCAACCUAAAAUGUAUACAGCAAAGCAUUUUUUACACCAGUAGGAGUUGACCACAGCACUUGACGUUGCCAAUGUUGAGUUAACACUGUACAUCCUACUUUCAAUGUUAUUUGCACAGUAUCAGAUGGAAUGGAAACUGAGUUAACCACUAAGAUACAGCAAUAACUCAAGAAUGUUUUCAACUGACUGUUCUGUAGAGUGGCUCAGCUCUACCACCUAGCGGCCACUGCUAAUUGAUGCUCCUCUGAGCUCGGAACAGUAUGAGGAUGCUACAGACUGACAUGAUUUCCUGGUAGAUGUGUUGAGCUGAUAACGCUCCUGUAUGGUGAGGUGAGGUUGACCCUGGCUCCUGUAAGGUGAGGUGAGGUUGACCCUGGCUCCUGUACGGUGAGGUGAGGUUGACCCUGGCUCCUGUACGGUGAGGUGAGGUUGACCCUGGCUCCUGUACGGUGAGGUGAGGUUGACCCUGGCUCCUGUACGGUGAGGUGAGGUUGACCCUGGCUCCUGUACGGUGAGGUGAGGUUGACCCUGGCUCCUGUACGGUGGUAAGGUUAGGUUGACCCUGGCUCCUGUACGGUGGUAAGGUUAGGUUGACCCUGGCUCCUGUAUGGUGAGGUGAGGUUAGGUUGACCCUGGCUCCUGUACGGUGGUAAGGUGAGGUUGACCCUGGCUCCUGUAUGGUGAGGUGAGGUUGACCCUGGCUCCUGUAUGGUGAGGUUGACCCUGGCUCCUGUAUGGUGAGGUGAGGUUGACCCUGGCUCCUGUACGGUGAGGUGAGGUUGGGUUGACCCUGGCUCCUGUACGGUGAGGUGAGGUUGACCCUGGCUCCUGUACGGUGAGGUGAGGUUGACCCUGGCUCCUUUACGGUGAGGUGAGGUUGACCCUGGCUCCUGUACGGUGAGGUGAGGUUGACCCUGGCUCCUUUACGGUGAGGUGAGGUUGACCCUGGCUCCUUUACGGUGAGGUGAGGUUAGGUUGACCCUGGCUCCUGUAUGGUGAGGUGAGGUUAGGUUGACCCUGGCUCCUGUAUGGUGAGGUGAGGUUGACCCUGGCUCCUGUGCGGUGAGGUGAGGUUGACCCUGGCUCCUGUAUGGUGAGGUUAGGUUGUCCCUGGCUCCUGUACGGUGGUAAGGUUAGGUUGUCCCUGGCUCCUGUACGGUGGUAAGGUUAGGUUGACCCUGGCUCCUGUACGGUGAGGUUGGGUUGACCCUGGCUCCUGUAUGGUGAGGUGAGGUUGACCCUGGCUCCUGUAUGGUGAGGUGAGGUUGACCCUGGUCCUGUAUGGUGAGGUGUGGUUGACCCUGGCUCCUGUACGGUGAGGUGAGGUUGACCCUGGCUCCUGUACGGUGAGGUGAGGUUGACCCUGGUUCCUGUGAGGUGAGGUUGACCCUGGCUCCUGUGAGGUGAGGUGAGGUUGGGUUGACCCUGGCUCCUGUACGGUGGUAAGGUUAGGUUGUGAGGUGAGGUUGACCCUGGUUCCUGUGAGGUGAUGUUGACCCUGGCUCCUGUGAGGUGAGGUGAGGUUGGGUUGACCCUGGCUCCUGUACGGUGGUAAGGUUAGGUUGACCCUGGUUCCUGUGAGGUGAUGUUGACCCUGGUUCCUGUGAGGUGACGGUUGACCCUGGUUCCUGUGAGGUGAUGUUGACCCUGGUUCCUGUGAGGUGAUGUUGACCCUGGCUCCUGUGAGGUGAGGUUGACCCUGGUUCCUGUACAGUGAGGUGAGGUUGGGUCGACCCUGGCUCAUGCUAUACUGGUUAACUGAAUAUGUGGACUGUUGUGUGGCCUUACAAUCCCUCACUUUGCAAAGCCACGUCUUGUCAGUGUGGCUAGGGAUGUAUGUGUGUGUGCCACAGUUAGUUGUGCGUCUCUUGAUCAUACCUCGUCUUGUGCAGUGAAGAGGAGAGUUCGCAUGCUGUGACUUAUACUAAACAAUCCUUGUUCUUGGUGUUUGAUGAUGAUGUUGGGUCACUGUCCACUACAGCUGAACAUAUAUACAUCUUAAUAUGCAUUUCACUUUGUGUUACUUAACAUUCUCAUUUUGAUCAACUUAAUUUCCUUCAAACAGAGAAUGCUAAAUGUUUUACGCCAUGGGAUUGAGUUAGUGUUUAGAACAACACGUGUGAAUAGAUAAAUUCAUGUAAAUACUAUGUUGUUUCUCUAUGCAGAUGUAUAAUGCAACGGAUAUGAUUUGAAUGUCCAUCCAUUGUAAAUAUGAACAUCAAAGGACGAGUUUGUUACAGUAGUAUGCUAGGAAGUAGAAGGUUACUUUUUCUAUGAAUGUAAAGGUAAACCUAUAGUAAUCCGUUGUUAUUUGUGUCAAAAUGGAUCGUGCAUUUAUCCAUUUCCGGUAUGUAUUUCACCCAAGGACAGCCAACUCAUGUAUUUCAACCAAGGACAGCCAACUUAUGUAUUUCAACCAAGGACAGCCAACUCAUGUAUUUCAACCAAGGACAGCCAACUCAUUUGAAUAACUUUAGUUUAUCAUAUUGGAUAUGAUUCAAUAAUCUUAAAUUAAUUUGAGCGAUUAUUACACAUUUAUAGGCUACAGAAGAUGGGAGGGAGCUCCAUCAAAAGAGAGCCCUUAGUCAUGUAAAAUGCUAAAUUAAUGCACAUAAAAUAAACCUUUUUGUAAACCUAUCAUGUCUGUGAGUUGGCGGUCUGGUGAAGAUGUUGAAAUUCACUCAGUAUGCAUGCCUUGAGACCCAUUCCAGUGGUCUUCAGAUACCUACGGCUGAGAUUCAAACCGAUCUUGGGAUUUUAGGCAUUGUGGGUUUUUAAAGCCAAUGUUCCCACGUUCGUAGAGAUCCCAUUCAUAGUCAACGCUGCAUAUGUCGGCUCAAUCGGAAAUUGCCUUUAAAAGCCACAAUGUCUAUAACAUAUGUCAUGGAUUGUAAUACCCAUAACAUAUGUCUUUGAUUGUAAUACCCAUAACAUAUGUCUUGGAUUGUAAUACCCAUAACAUAUGUCUCGAAUUGUAAAUGCCCAUAACAUAUGUCUUGGAUUGUAAUACCCAUAGCAUAUGUCUUGGAUUGUAAUACCCAUAACAUAUGUCUUGGAUUGUAAUACCCAUAACAUAUGUCUUGGAUUGUAAAUGCCCAUAACAUAUGUCUUGGAUUGUAAUACCCAUAACAUAUGUCUUGGAUUGAAUCCUGGCCCAACUCAGCUUUAUGUGAACGCAUCAGGUGACAUUAAAGCACUUUAAAACAGCG